Molecule: messenger RNA, 5045 nt
Organism: Mugil cephalus (flathead mullet)
Lineage: Eukaryota; Metazoa; Chordata; Actinopteri; Mugiliformes; Mugilidae
Gene: snta1
Product: syntrophin, alpha 1
Exons: 8
Coding region: 895-2358 (487 amino acids)
Cellular component (GO): intracellular anatomical structure; neuromuscular junction; sarcolemma
Molecular function (GO): structural molecule activity; protein binding
Source: RefSeq, a predicted model, not a curated record
GAAAUUCAUGUCUGGCACACAAGGUCCUUUGAGCUGAGAGGAUUUAUUAAGCUUCACCGGUGCACAUACACUCUGCUGCAAACUCAUUUAUUGCCUAUGCAGGAGAGAACCAACCUUUACAGAACAUCACAUUGAUCCCGUAUCUGUCUCUUGUAAAGACUGUGCUCUUGGAGAGGUUGUGCUAAUAUGAGUUUACAUAUUCCAUUAAAAGUUUAACAAUGUGGAAAUAGUUUCAGCUGGCAACAGCUCUCGUGGUACUGAGUGGACAUGUUUUUUUUCCACCAAGGCCAGAACAUUUUUUUUUUUGUACGUUUUUCUUUGUGAACCGUACUUUGAGCAAUAACUAAUAAACCAAAUAAAUACAUUUAAAAAUAGUCGCUGUUUUAAGCUGAGGGUUUCAAGAAAAGCAACAAGAAGGGGCAGAUCUCAAGCUGUAUAUGCUUUUUGUUUUGGGGAUAUUAAAGCCUGAUAUGAGCUCUCUCUGCAGGAAACUUUCUGGCCUCGGGAGGGGUAUUGAUUUUAUUUUCUUCAUGAAAAAACAUGAAUCUUUUGGGCAAAUUAGAUCUAUGAUCUCUGAUUCCAAUGCACAAAUGCAAAAUAAACAAAUAAAUGAAUAGAUCAAAAUCUAAUUAUGAGGGACUCAAGUUGAUUAGUGGAUAACAGUCAACAAGAAGACCCUUGAACUUUGAGUGUGUCUUGCUAAUCGUAUCACCCUCAAUUAACUUUAUUUCUUAGUAGCGGACAAACCUCUUUGGAGGAGGGGAAAGUCGAGAGGGGGAGAGAGGGGGGAGGGAGUGUGUGUGUGUGCCUGCAUGCCCCCUGCCCCAGCCCUCCUCCGCCCCCUCUUUACAGAACUGCCAGCCCGUCUAGAGUUAUUCCAGGAAUGCGUUGAACAUGGCUGCCGCGAUGAAGGCGCAGAAAACGGGACUGCUGGAACUUCGAGUGACCGUGGACCGCUGGAUCCGCGUGUUGGCCACGCUCACCGAGGACACGCUGACGGUAAACCCCGGCGAGGGCGCAGAGGAGCCCGCCAAGCCCAGCCCGAGCCCCGCCGGCGCGCUCAACGGAGACCCCCCGAACCUCAGCUCGUCCCCGGUCCCGGAAACCAUCACCAACGUGAAGCGCACCGUGCGAGUUACCAAGCAAGAUGUUGGAGGGCUCGGAAUCAGCAUUAAAGGUGGCAAGGAAAACAAGAUGCCAAUCCUCAUCUCCAAAAUCUUUAAGGGCCUGGCGGCUGACCAGACUGAGGCGCUCUACGUUGGCGAUGCCAUCCUGUCCGUCAACGGCUACGACUUGCGGGAGGCCACACACGAUGAGGCUGUGCAAGCGCUGAAAAAAACUGGCAAAGAAGUGAUCCUUGAAGUGAAGUACAUCAAGGAGAUGUCCGCCUUCUUUAAAAGCUCCGGGUCCCCUGGAGCAGGCCUCCCGUGGGAUUCUCCCCCUUCCACACCUCAGAAGGCUCCCGAGUUGUCCCAUGCUGAGGCGAAGGAACCCCGCUGCAUCCCACUAAAGAUGUGCCAGGUGUUACGAAAACAGUGCCCCCCAGACACAGAAAAUAGGUAUUUCGAGGUGAUUUCAUCCAACAGAAAGAACUCUGUGUUCCUGCGGGCAAAGGACCCAGCUAUGGCCCAGUCCUGGUACAAUGCCAUCCAGGCCGGAGCUGCCAACCUUUUAGCACGAGUGAAGGAUGAAAUGAAGAGCAUGCAGCCUGGUAUGGAGGUCAGACAUCUGGGCUGGAUUACAGAGCAGGUGUCUCAUGGCCCAGAGAAACCUAUUCUGGCUGUGUUGACCAACAAGGACCUGCUCCUGUAUCCCUGCCUGCCUGAAAGCAGAGAGAGCCUCAGCAGCCCCACCAAGAGCCACUCGCUCAUCACCACCAGAUUGGUCCACUCUGGCCCAGGAAAAAGUUCUCCUCUCCUGGACUCUGAGCUGUCGUUUGGCCUGCGUUCGGGUACCAAGCAAGGCGUGGAGACUCAUGUCUUCAGGGUGGAUUCUGCCAAGGACCUGUCCACUUGGACUCAUCUGCUGGUGGAGGGUUGCCACAGUGCCGCUGAGCUCAUCAAGGAGGUCACCACAGCCUGCAGCUGGAAUGGGAAAGAGUGUACCCUGGGAGUGCACAUCGAUGAUGGUUUCACGCUAUUCACAGAAGAAAUGGGUGUCAGGAAAAGUAUUCUCCUCCAGCAGCCCUUUGAGCGCCUCAGGAUGUCCUCGGACGACGGAGUUCGUAUGAUAUUCCUAGACUUCGGAGGCCCCGAGGCUGAGAUUCAACUGGACCUCCAUUGUUGCCCUAAGACCAUAGUCUUCAUCAUCCACUCUUUCCUGUCUGCUAAGGUCAAGCGACUUGGCCUCCUGGCAUGAUGAUGGCCAAGCAUCUAGAACAUCACAAUAGGAAUAUUCAAGAAAACAUACGGCCCAGAAGACUCUGAUACUCCAGACAACGGAGCCCAGGAGAUCAAGCUGUCUAGCCCUAUUUUUUUUUUCUGGCCUUCCUUGGCCUCUAAAAAUGAUCAUCUGGGGUCACACACCUCCUGGUUUUUCCAGUGGAAAGAGAGAAAAACUGCAGCAAUGAUGGACAUUCUUGUUGAACGUGUAGAUGUAAGAUAAAAAAAGAGGUCAGUAGCCUCUUAAAGAAUCUGACACCUGUUUAAUUGAUGGCAAGCUGAAUGAAUCUGACAGACAGCCUGUAUGUUAAUGUUUCCAAGUUUGAAGUCCCAACCAUUUUUUUUUGUCCCAUUGUUUAGUUUUAUUUCACGAGUCACGACAGGCCUUUGUCACGAGCUUCCUUUCAUCUUUCAAUCUUUGCUUUAUGUGCUGAGAGCAGUCAUAACAAAAGUUAUUUCACAAAUGUCCUGAUUGAUGUUGGACAAACAUUUUUUUUAUAAAAGGCAACUUGAGUGAAGUGACAGGAUGACACGUCUGAUCACGAUCAAUCGUCUGUACUGAACAAUGUUCAGCAUGCAACCAUAAUGAUAUACUGUGUCUAUGUGAAGUUGCCUUUACCCUGAGGUUUAAGAAUUUAAAAAGAAAACAUGCUUUUCUACACAUGAACAACUUAUUUUAUUUUUCUCUUUGUCUCUCGUUCCUGUUUUAAUCCCACUCAUCAUCUGUGGCCUAACAAAGAGAUUAAUAUAUUAUAAAAGUUUGUACUUAUUGUGUAUUAAUCAACAAAUUACAUAAAAUAUUCCUGUAUAUCCUAUAUUCCUAUAACAACAUAAUAAUAAUUUCACUGUCAAUGGCCUUAGCCAGCAGUAUCACAAUUUUGACCUUGUUUAAUUUUAGCACAUGUUAAGUACUGAAUCUCAGCUUUUAUGUUUUUGCAUUUAUACCAACAAAGGUAUGCUUAAAGAAUACUAAGCUAAGAAGCGAAGCCAAUUCUGUUUGAAUAAGCUUUCAUAUAAAACACUGUUUUCAUUUCAAUGUGGAAAGAGACAACAUUUCAGUGUUUACUCAGUGUGAUGUAACUGGUAUUAUAGUUUGAGUCACUUUUGACACAGUCUGUAAUAUAAAAGCUAAUGCCCUGAUAGCUCCUCAAAAGUGAGGCCAAAGCACUUGGAGCUCCCCCUGGUGGCUGGUUGCAGUAUAGGUCCGUAUAGGUAUGGAUGGAACUGAGACUGAACUAAAACACAAAAAACAAAUUAUUUGGUUUCAACAAUGAUUUCUGUCUUACUAGGUUAAUGUUAAUAUGAUGCUGAUGUAUGUUCAUGUAUCCCAUUGAGAAGUUUUGUUGCAGUUGUUAUUAAAACAGGAUGUGACAUCAUGAUUGACAGUUGCCACUGACAGCUGGUCCCAUAGGAACGAAGGAGUAGGAAAAAAGUGUAAAAUCCAAAAUCCGGAGGAAUGAACGGGACCUGUAUUCCUGGAAUUCCUGAAAUUGGGAAUGUGGCAUGCAUUUUUUAUACAGUCUAUGCUAUUGUCGUAGCAGCAACUACCAACAACACAGCAGGAUACAAAACAAUGCUUCUUCCUUCUCAACACCUUAGAAGGAUGAAGUAUGUUAUUUAAAGGAGUAAAGUGGAGUCAUCAGUAUUUCAUAUGGAGUAGUGAUAUAGAGUGUUGCUUUUUGCUAACAAGUAAAGAUGGCAGGUGUUGGCAUCAAUGUAGAGUGGAAAGGAGAAAAAAAAUUAGGUGAAAAGUGAAAAUGCAUUGAUGCAUUUAGUUUUUAAUAUAGACAUGAAAGCAAGGGAAAUGUGUUAUUUAUUUUACAAAAUAAUAGAAACUGCAAGUUUCUGAUUUGUUACUUAUUCGUGUGAUAGUCAGUAAAAAGAUAAUAUAUGAUCAGUGCCUCCAGCACCGUCCUUACUGAGGGGUUAACACUAACCAUGCUAGCAGCCACAUGUCUCAUCAUUUUUGGCCUUGUUCUCUGCAGCAUUAGCAGCAUAGCUACCACCAUCAGUCCAGCUAAGGAUGACAACUGAAAGUCUCUUGUGAGUCUUCUCCAGUCCCAGAGUCCUGUGUGUCCCACUUUUUUGUGUGUUUUUCUUUUUUUUUUCCUUUUGCUGGGUAGAAUUGCAGUUGUGGUUCCAACGACUACUACUUCAGUCACUAAAAAGCUACUGACCAUUACUGUCAAACAAAACACUUUGACUGUGACAUAAACCAAGCUGUCACUUUCCAGGUAGAGUGCAUAACAGUUGACAGAAUUGCACAGUAAAAGCGAGGCUGGUCGUCUUAUAGCCUCUUUUACUUCAUAGGUUACAGCAAACAAAAGCUUACAUAUAUACACACACACACUUUUUACACAAUCUGUCCAAUACUAUGAUAUGAUGUGAAAGAUGUUUACAUCAUAACAUGUUCAAUCAUUUGUUUCUUUAUUGUUAUAAAGAUUAUUAACGUUGAUUGAACAUCUACAGUUUGGGGCCUUUCUCUCUCUUUCUCUCUCUCUCUCUUUCUCGUCGACACUAAACAGACUUGUAUUAAUAUAUAUUUGAGAACUAAAAAAAAGUUUGCUUUCAAGAAUAAAAUGUGUUGUAUAUUCUUAUUUAAACAAAGGUGUGCCUUGCAGGGUUGUUUGUAUAUAAACAUGUAAUAAACUUUGUUAACUUUUA